Messenger RNA from Plasmopara halstedii, 156 nucleotides. RefSeq lists its product as uncharacterized. The transcript has 2 exons. The coding region runs from base 1 to 156 and encodes 51 amino acids. The record is from RefSeq and is a predicted model, not a curated record. Lineage: Eukaryota; Oomycota; Peronosporomycetes; Peronosporales; Peronosporaceae.
AUGAAUAAACAGAUAUUCAGAGGCUCAAUCGAUCCCUUGAUGCGAAAAGGCAAGAAUAGCUUUAAUAUUGGUGACGCAAAAGAAGUCAAGUGUGCACUUGCUCAAUUGGUCAGCUCGUCGAUGUACAAGCGCUUGAUGGUCAUGUCUAUUUGUUAA